Messenger RNA from Strongylocentrotus purpuratus (purple sea urchin), 2494 nucleotides. Its product is annotated as signal peptide, CUB and EGF-like domain-containing protein 1. Lineage: Eukaryota; Metazoa; Echinodermata; Echinoidea; Camarodonta; Strongylocentrotidae. The record is from RefSeq and is a predicted model, not a curated record. Gene Ontology annotation, molecular function: calcium ion binding. The coding region runs from base 177 to 1895 and encodes 572 amino acids. The transcript has 11 exons.
UACUCAUUGAUACACAUUCAAACCUCUGCGACAAUGUGUGGCAUCACAUAUUCUUUACAUGGGACUUGGAGGCCACUGGAAAUUGGGAGUUGCGAGUUAAUGCUAGUCUUCUAGGAAGUGGAAGUCAUGUACCUUCUAUAACGCCUGAAGAUAUAUUAUCAGUCGGGGCAUCGCAAAUGGAAACUCAGGAAGUGGUGUUCGUAAGUAGCUACAAUCUUUGGAGUACAGAAGUGAGUGAUGACAUCAGAUCUGAACUGGCCACAAAUUGCAUAAGUGGAUAUUUUGGUGACCUCAUAUCCUGGACUGAAUUCGUAGUGGAAGUCACUGAGUCCAAUGAACUUUUAUUGACAUCCCCGUCGGUUUGUGACUCCUUUGAUGAAUGUGUCAGCAACCCAUGUAAAUACGAGGGCACGUGCACCAAUCUGCCGAAUGAAUUCACCUGUGCGUGCAGGGAUGGCUUCACCGGCCCGACCUGUGAGGGGUUCGUUGAUAUCUGCCAGGAGAACUACUGCCAACAUGGCGGGACCUGCUCAACCAUCGAAGGACAAUUAGUUUGUGCCUGUGAAGUAGGACUCUCCGGAGAUCAUUGCGAGUUCGAAAUAAUUGAUGGAGGUUGGAAUGGAUGGAGUCCUUGGUCAGAGUGUCCUGUCACGUGCGGAGAGGGAGUCCAUUCUAGGACUCGGAACUGUGACAACCCGGAACCACAAAAUGGCGGCCAACCUUGCGAGGGAGAGGGGGAGCAGGAGGAGCCGUGUAACACGGAGGAAUGCCCAGGUUGUAUUGAUCUGAAGCGCCCUUUAGAAGGAUAUUUGUACUGCAAUGAAACCCCGACGCUCAUCAAUUGCACAGUGAAAUGCCCAACUGGAUACGAGCCCGAGAAUUCCAUGUUUGAGCGCGACGAGUACUCCUGCGGAGAGGACACGAACUACCGAUGGAACCACCAGACGCCUGCGAAUCCAUAUGCAAGACUGCCCAGUUGUGUUGAGUUGCAGAAAGCUACGGAAGCGAAUGGUUUCUCUAGCGUGGACUACCCCGCAGCUCUUUGCGAAUCUUCGGCAGAAAAGAAAACUAUUGAAGAUGGGUUUAGAAAUCAACUUCUUGGACAUGAGGAGGAAUUUGAGUGUUUGAGUCUUGGGACCUGUCAGAUUGAAAGUGUAAAAGUAGUGAAAUGUGAGUCCGUCGCUGUCAGCGAACGGGCGAGGAGGGCGGCAGACAUGCUUGACACUGGGGCUACUGUCAUGGUUACCACGCUACAGAAUCUAACACACGGGGAUGAUCCCGAAUCGCAGCCUUUGGGUUCCUUCCUGGAAACCUUUAACAGGCUGGUCCAGCAGGAUUAUUUGGUCCUAACCGUUGAUGAUCAGGUCCUAGAACCAAACAAGAGUUCUGUCUAUCUGGACGCUAAUCAGAAGUGUCUACCAGGGUCGUUUAGUGCAAUUCAGUUUGGAUAUUGUGUUCCCUGUGGACCGGGAACAUAUUACUCCAUUCUACCAGACGACGUUGAGUACGAUUGCAACCCAUGUCCGCUAAACACAUAUCAAGAAGACUCUGGACAGACCGAAUGCAUCCCUUGCCCGAAUGAUACCGUGACAGCGGAGCCCUUCUCAUCCAAUAUCUCAGAUUGCUUUGUUCCAGAAGCUAUUCCACCAGUUACACCAGUUACACCAGAACCAGGUUUAGAGGAGAGAACUAAGAUCAUAAUCUCUGUGACAAGUUUCAUAGCAGGACUUCUGGUGUUUGCAGUUGCUAUAGUAUGGUACUCCAUGUGGCACAGACGAAGGACCAAGAAUGUUCGCAUCUCAACAGACGAAGCUAACUCUCUAGCUCAUGAUUCUGAUGCUGUACAACUGGUUGAACUGCGUGGAGAGGCUUCUGAAAACCCUACUCCUAAAUGAAGAAAUUGAAAAAGGAAAAUGAAAAUGGUGGCCUUUUGCCCUCUCUGUUCUUUGAUCCAAGGCAUACUCCAUGAGGAAGAUGAGUUACGUAGUUCCUGUUAAUACUCAGAUCAGGAGGAAUACAUGCCUUCUCUGUUGAAUUUCAUAGUUCUGAAUUAAUUUUUCGAAAUCCCCGCAUUCAUUUUAAACAAAUCAAAGCUAUAGUACCCUUAGAAAUCUUCAAAACUUAACUAUGUUACCUUUAAAUUAGCGCUGUACAUUGAAUUACCGGUAGGAGAAUAUUUUCAUUACGGAUACUAUAUUUUCUAAACAUUCACUUUGCAAAUCAUCAUUUAAGAAAUUCUUCCAUAUAAGAAGUCGAUAUACUUUUUUUUAAAAAUUAGAAUCUGCGAUCUUUGCAGUACUCCACCGUGACAAGUGUGUUAGAUUAAUGAGUUCAUUAUAUAUCUGUUUGUAGAGACAUUGCGUCUGUCCUUCACUAAUUCAUGAAAGUGUGGGGUUUGAAGAGGAGAAAUUUUUUUAAGGACUAUUAAAAAGAAUACGCAGAUUAUCUGACCUUUAAUCAGCGCUGGACGUUGGAUUACCGGUAGGAUUUUUUU